UCCAAAGUCGACGAAGCGAUUCUUAAGGGGGUAGAACGUCUUUUGAAACUGCAUUAUCUUCGUUCGCGCAGCUACAACUCCGCCUUGGAAAUUUUAUAUGGACGUAAUACAACUUCAGACUAUGAGUUGUAUUUUGACCUAUCUGGGCAUGCGAACAUCACUCAAACUGGUUUUGAGAAUUUGUUGUCAAAACUUAAGUUUGAGGAUAUUCUCCAAUACGUUGCCAUUCCAAGACUUAACGUAGAAGUGAAUACGAACGCAGCGAAUAGCAAACGGUCUCGUGGUACUGGCCGCUCACCGAAACAAGACGGCGACGGCCGACGAGACUUAUGCUACAUAUUUGAUCGUUUGAGAAAAAAGGGAGUGAAGACUAUUCUCAAGGUUAUCAUUGACGACUCAGUUUCUCCUGCUCACAGCGAUGAAGCUAUUGAAGACGCCUUGAAGUUCAUGGACGUGGAAAUUUGGGACUGGAAAAGAAUAGAUUUGUGCUCUGAGGUCAUAUGCAGAGUGGCAUCUAAAGCACGCGAAGUCAACUUAUACUGGAGCGGCAAUAAUGCAGUACUCAGGGGAUGGAGUGAGGAGGGCGGUCUAAAGAGACUUAGGGAACUAAAAACAGUCCAUCUACACAUCCAGCAGGAAUUUCGACGCCUGCUCUUUGACGCCGAACGCUACUAUGAUCGUGGAAAAGUCGAGGAGAUUAUCGAAGAGCCCAUCAAGGUUGCUCUUAUCGACGAUGGUGUAGACGUAAAGGAUUUGGAGUUUAGCUUCAUUGGAGGACGAACUUUUUGCACACGAGAUGAAGAGCAUAAUCUCAACGACCCUUACUAUGUAUCCAGUACUGGACAUGGAACCAUCAUGGCGAAGCAGAUCCACUUGCUAUGUCCUCGGGCGCAAUUUUAUGUCUUAAGACUGGAGGAUCACGCUUCAGAAGAAGGUAGUCGGCAACUUACGGCUAGAAGCGCUGCUCAGGCAAUCAUGGCGGCAGUGAGGAAAAAGGUACACAUCAUUUCCAUGUCCUGGACAAUCGACCCACCCGAAGACGAAGAAGAGAGGCGAUUCCUUGACGCUGCGAUUGUCGAGGCUGCCAACGCAGAUAUUCUGAUGUUCUGCUCUGCCAGUGAUAAAGGCGCCAAGCAGAACGCGACAUAUCCGUCGAAGGCAACGACCAAAAUCUUCACCAUUGGCGCUGCUACAGCCUCAGGCGCGGCAGAUCCAUGGGUUGGUAAUCUUGGAAACAUCAACUUUACUUUCCCUGGCACCAAGGUCGAAAUGGAUGGCCCUCGAUCUAGCACCGACACCUCGUCGAGAGAAGUCACCGGUUCAUCCGUUGCGACAGCUUUGGCAGCAGGCCUUGCCGCUUUGGUUUUGUACUGCGUUCAAGUAAGAUUGCUAUUAGCGACUGACCAAGAUAAGCAAAAGGCACGACGGGAUUUCCAGCUUUUGAAGAAGCAUGACCAUAUGAUGAAGGCGCUCAAGGACAUUGGUACAACGGAGGAAAGCAACCACAAAUUCAUUGAGGUGUGGGAGGUAUUUGGCAAGAAGGUUGAAGAGAAGGAGAGGUAUGAUCAGGAGAGAUGGCUUGAUCUGGUUGCUGAAGUGGGCACAAUUCUGUGCAGAAAGAUUGGUUAG
This is a messenger RNA of Trichoderma virens Gv29-8, 1629 nucleotides long. RefSeq lists its product as uncharacterized. NCBI's taxonomy places the organism in Eukaryota, Fungi, Ascomycota, Sordariomycetes, Hypocreales, Hypocreaceae. Gene Ontology annotation, biological process: proteolysis. The record is from RefSeq and is a predicted model, not a curated record. The annotation marks the transcript as partial. Gene Ontology annotation, molecular function: serine-type endopeptidase activity. The transcript is spliced from 4 exons.